GAUUUGAUCUGGUAUCGUCACUUUGAGAUAAGGAGGCUCGCGUUGGCAGUUUUACGGCACAGCGCUGAAGCAUCACUGCGGAAGCAUCACUGCUGAAGGGAUUCUACGCCACCGACUAAGGCAUCAUCCAGAUCUCCGCCAGAUCUCCGCCAUGGUGGGCAUUGCAAGGACGGCCAGCUUGUCGGCAUCACGAGGCGACUUGUUCAGGCUAAUGGGCGGCGGAGGCUCCGAAGUUCCCCAUCUUGUCUGGAGAAACGAUCUAUAUGACAAGAUAUCCCAACACACUCAUCAGGGCCUGAAUUUUCUAGAAAACUUUCGUCAAUUCAUCAAGGACCGGGUUACCAUCGAGACGGAGUAUGCUGCGCGACUCAGGAACCUUGCAAAGAGCUAUCAUCCCAAGAAGAAAGAUGAUGAGCAGAAUCGUUCUGAAGUGAGGCUGUCUGAGCAGUCGGCUGGCAUCGUGCGGUUGUGA
Molecule: messenger RNA, 472 nt
Organism: Dermacentor albipictus
Lineage: Eukaryota; Metazoa; Arthropoda; Arachnida; Ixodida; Ixodidae
Source: RefSeq, a predicted model, not a curated record